UUCUUCGGCCGAACGUUUUUAUUAUACCGCUUCGCGUUAACCGUGCCGCACGUCCGUUACGUUUGCGUUCCGUGGGGAUUUCUAAAUAGCAAUCUAAAUACUAAUAUCGAAUCAUCAUGCCGCCUAAGACAAGUGGAAAGGCCGCCAAGAAAUCUGGUAAAGCCCAGAAAAAUAUUUCGAAGACCGAUAAGAAAAAGAAGAAGCACAAGAGGAAGGAAAGUUACGCCAUUUACAUUUACAAAGUGCUGAAGCAGGUCCAUCCCGACACCGGUAUUUCGAGUAAAGCCAUGUCGAUCAUGAAUUCGUUCGUGAACGACAUCUUCGAACGUAUCGCUGCAGAAGCUUCUCGUCUCGCCCAUUACAACAAGCGUUCGACGAUAACCUCGAGGGAGGUUCAGACUUCAGUGAGAUUGUUGUUACCGGGUGAACUCGCCAAGCACGCGGUCAGUGAAGGAACCAAAGCCGUCACGAAAUACACGAGCUCCAAGUAACUUUCUUCAUGACUUCGGUAAUUAUUUCAAACUCACAAAACUGAUGCACGACCGUACGCUGUUCGUAUGCGUGUUUCGGUUGCAUUUACAUCGACAAAAGGCCCUUUUCAGGGCCGCAAAA
This is a messenger RNA of Bombyx mandarina (wild silkworm), 612 nucleotides long. Its product is annotated as histone H2B. Gene Ontology annotation, cellular component: nucleosome. Lineage: Eukaryota; Metazoa; Arthropoda; Insecta; Lepidoptera; Bombycidae. The record is from RefSeq and is a predicted model, not a curated record. Gene Ontology annotation, molecular function: protein heterodimerization activity; structural constituent of chromatin; DNA binding.